AUGGUGGGGAACCUGUUGUUCUCCAAAGUCCUGGACAAAGACCUUUCUCAGCUUUUCUAUCUAACCACCCAUUAUGUGCCUUGUGCGUCCACAACACCUUAUAGGUUUGAAGCAAUAGAAAGGCCUUGGACAGUUUCCCAGAAAGGUACACGUGCAUCUCUUACUAUGUACAGUAGUACCUCGGGUUACAGACGCUUCAGGUUACAUACGCUUCAGGUUACAGACUCUGCUAACCCAGAAAUAGUACCUCAGGUUAAGAACUUUGCUUCAGGAUGAGAACAGAAAUUGUGCUCCGGCGGCACAGCAGCAGCGGGAGGCCCCAUUAGCUAAAGUGGUGCUUCAGGUUAAGAACAGUUUCAGGUUAAGAAUGGACCUCCGGAAUGAAUUAAGUUCUUAACCUGAGGUUUGUUGUUGUUGUUUAGUCGUUUAGUCGUGUCCGACUCUUCGUGACCCCAUGGACCAGAGCACGCCAGGCACUUCUGUCUUCCACUGCCUCCCACAGUUUGGUCAGACUCAUGUUUGUAGCUUCGAAGACACUAUCCAACCAUCUCAUCCUCUGUCAUCCCCUUCUCCUUGUGCCCUCCAUCUUUCCCAACAUCAGGGUCUUUUCCAGGGAGUCUUCUCUUCUCAUGAGGUGGCCAAAGUAUUGGAGCCUCAGCUUCACGAUCUGUCCUUCCAGUGAGCACUCAGGGCUGAUUUCCUUCAGAAUGGAUAGGUUUGAUCUUCUUGCAGUCCAUGGGACUCUCAAGAGUCUCCUCCAACACCAUAAUUCAAAAGCAUCAAUUCUUUGGCUAUCAGCCUUCUUUAUGGUCCAGCUCUCACUUCCAUACAUCACUAUUGGGAAAACCAUAGCUUUUACUAUACGGACCUUUGUUGGCAAGGUGAUGUCUCUACUUUUUAAGAUGCUGUCUAGGUUGGUCAUUGCUUUCCUCCCAAGAAGCAGGCGUCUCUUAAUUUCGUGGCUGCUGUCACCAUCUGCAGUGAUCAUGGAGCCCAAGAAAGUAAAAUCUCUCACUGCCUCCAUUUCUUCUCCUUCUAUUUGCCAGGAGGUGAUGGGACCAGUGGCCAUGAUCUUCGUUUUUUUGAUGUUGAGCUUCAGACCAUAUUUUGCGCGCUCCUCUUUCACCCUCAAUAAAAGGUUCUUUAAUUCCUCCUCACUUUCUGCCAUCAAGGUUGUGUCAUCUGCAUAUCUGAGGUUGUUGAUAUUUCUUCCAGCAAUCUUAAUUCCGGCUAGGGAUUCAUCCAGCCCAGCCUUUCGCAUGAUGAAUUUUGCAUAUAAGUUCAUUAACCAGGGAGACAAUAUACAGCCUUGUCGUACUCCUUUCCCAAUUUUGAACCAAUCAGUUGUUCCAUAUCCAGUUCUAACUGUAGCUUCUUGUCCCACAUAGAGAUUUCUCAGGAGACAGAUGAGGUGAUCAGGCACUCCCAUUUCUUUAAGAACUUGCCAUAGUUUGCUGUGGUUGACACAGUCAAAGGCUUUUGCAUAGUCAAUGAAGCAGAAGUAGAUGUCUUUCUGGAACUCUCUAGCUUUCUCCAUAACCUGAGGUACCACUGUAUUAUAAAACGGGAUGGUAAAUGACCAUAGUCAUAACUACAAUCUGUCACAUGCUUUAUCAUCCUUAUCUUCAUCUCCACAACAGGUAGACCCUAAAAUAUAUAUACAUUCUUAGCUCAUCUCUUUCCACAGGCUGACAAAAAAUUACAUGUUUAAAACCAAAAUAGAAUAAUAAACUGUAAAAGCACACACAACAAACACACGCCAAAAAAAAGCAAGUAAAAACUCAUGUUAUCCUUCCUAUCUGUCAGACACACCCCAUGUGGAAAACCCUUUGUUUGUGUAUAUUUUUUCUUAUAUAAGUUUCUAUGAAUUAGUUGUUCCAUGUGUUGCUGCUAUGUCUAGAUGUGCACAAUAUUCUGUAGAUUAAAAUGCAUUAUGAACCUGUUCUGUUUCUAGCAAAUUGGAAGUCACUGCUAAGAUGGUGUAACUAAUAGCUAUGUCCUUGAAUCCUUACCUUCCAGCAGCGUCAAAGAAUGCAUUUUAGGGUACCCAGCAAAGCUAUACCGACUCUUCGGGUGGGCAGAUGCAAAAGAGGAUCACAGAAGCGACACACUCCAAAGCAGGUGUUGGAAGAUUCAGGACAGAUCGCAUAGUUAUGCUAUGGAACUCACGCCCACAGGAGGCAGUGAUGGCCCCCAACUUAGAUGUCUUUGAAAGACGAUUAGACAAAUUCCUUGAAGUUAAGCCUAUCAGAUGGCUACUAGCCAGGACGGAUAUGCUCUGAAACUGUGGCUUGAGCCUAUAGUGCUUCUGAAUGCCAGUCGCUAGAAACCACAGGACAGGGAUGGCACUCCUGUGCUCAGGUUCGGCUUGCUGGUUUCCCACAAGGCAUCUGGUUGGCUGCUAUAAGAACAAGAUGCUGGAAUAGUUGGGCCUGGCCUGGUCCAGUAGGCUUGUCUAAUGUUAUCCUGCACGUUUAACGGUUGUGUGGUUUGCAAGGGAGGUAGUUUGCACAAGCUACACCUGUAGAAAUUGCAUCUUCUGCUCAUCUGUGGAAGGUGCUCUCUGGCUAUCCUAGGCACCCUGCACCCUGUAUUUCCAUCACUUUUUCCUAUGAUCCACUCCACUUGUCUCCAUGGAGAAAUUAAGAUUCCCGCUAGCUACCAAAUGCAAAAGUGGACAGGGCAAGAAGCACAGCUGCCAUAGCUUUGCUUAAUGCUUCAAAGCAUUUAAAGGCAUAUAGGCACCAUCUCUGCCUGGGAACUUCAACAAUGAGAGGAGGAGACGUGUGUGUGUGGCACCGACAAACUUGCCUGAUUUAUUUAUUUCUUAGAAAGAAGGGCUUUAUUUUUGUGUGUGUGUAUAUUCCUGGUCUUGAAUGAGACUGGCUGUGGGCAUUUACUCCAUCACAUCAACAAGCUUAACAAUUUGCGGCCUGAUUUAGUCAAUGAACAUCUGUGUUAUCAUCUACAGAUGAGUGAUAACUUACUUCAGCCACAAGGGGUGGGUUAGGAGGAUGAAAAGUAGUGUCAGCAAGUUUACAGGCAACACAUGCAUUGCAACAUCAUUGUUACAAAUAGAAACACUUGCAGCAACCUGACUGUUGAUCCCAAAAUAAUGGGACCCAUUGGCUCAAGAUGGAUGUGUUGAACUUGUACCCUGUGAGUGGCAGGUGAGCAACUGGUCUGCUGGCACAGAUUGAGAGAGUUGACAAGGAAGGUGGACUGGAUAGAACCAGGUAUGUGUUCACAGUCCAUAUGAACUUUGUGACUAUUCAGAGCUGUAUUUCCAGAGCUGUAUUGUUAGUGAUGCUUCCCUGAGAUUUGCAGGGGAUUCCUCAACACCUCUGCUUUAAGCAAGGCAACAACAGAACAGCUGCUUUAUAUGGGACCUACCCAGCUGUGCUUUGUUAGACGUCUCCCCACAGAACCCUCUUCAGGUAAAUGUGAGUAUCUUGUAAAUAAGUCAUUUCAGCUGAGUGCAUUUGAGUUUUACCAACCUUCUUACAAUAAGAUGGAACUGUGUAGCUGUGCCGUCUCUGGGGCGGGGGUAUAGGUAAAAUGGAAAAGAAAAAUCAGAUAUUUGGAAGAAAAGUUUCUGCGGGAGGAAGGAGGGUGUGCUGGGAACAGUGGCUAUCCUCUGAAAAAAAGAAACAUGCCCCUACAUGAGCUUGGAGCAUCUCAGGUUGGCAAAAAAAUCAGUCGUGCAGAUAAACCCACAAAAGUUACUAGCUUGCAAAACAACAAUAAUAAAUGCUGGCCUUGUAAGAGGCUAAUAGCCUGAGUUUCUUUGGUGGUUGUGGAACAGGAAGCAUGGAAAUGAAGACCACACUCUCUUAGCAGGCUAGUCCAAAAAAGAAAAUAAAAAAGCAUUCUACCAAGUGAACUGGUGGAGGCAGGACAAAGUGACCCAUAGCAACCACCCCAGCCUCCACCAACUCACAAUAUUUUCAUGCUGGUUGUGAAAAGGGUACUUCCUGUUUCUACAUUACAAGUCUAGGAACCAAGCUGUUUCAGAGGCAGGCUACUGUAGCAGUCCUCCUUUCUUACACCACUUCACUCACUCACCUGCAUGGAAUUCUUGGUCGCCUGUAGCUAGCAGGUAAGUUUGUUUGUUUUGUUCAUUUUAUUUUUAUCCUGCCCUUCAUCUAUCAAGAACUCUGGGUAGUUUGCAACAGCCAAAUCCACAAAAUCCAAAAAACCUAAAACCAUAAUCACAGCAUUAUGAAUGUAGAAUUUACAUGUGUGUUAUUUAUUUUUAGAUAGUGUUGAGUCUAAUCUUUUAAAUAAAUACCUUUUAAAACUUUUGCUAUUGCUCAUUUUAAUGUUUUUAUAUUGUUGAUAAACUGCAUAGAGUUUGGGGUUGUGUUUUUACAUUCAAGCAGUAUAUACAUUUUGUUAAAUAAAAACCCGGUGAAGGCCAGGGAGAAAAAAUAUUAAUAGUAGCUGUGGUAGUAGUACUAAUGCCUAAACUUUAAGUUAUCUCCCCAAAGCCUGAAUGAAUAAAAACUAAAACUGGUAAUCAAAAUAUUUCCCAUGAGGGUAAUAGCCACACUUCCCAAGGCAGGGCAACAUGCAGAAGGGCAACAGCUCAUUGGUGGAGCAUCAGUAGAGUUCUCUGAUCGCUCCAUCUCAAGGAUAACAUAGAGCUGCGAAAGUUAUAGAAAAAGGGAAACCAGCAUGAUCUAGGGGCUGAAGGACUUUCCUUGCCACAAAUAGCCAAAACAUAUGGGGCUUCUUAAUUCAGGGAAAAAGACAACAUGAGGUGAGCAUAUCAUUUUAUAAGAAUGAUGCAUGGUUUGGCAUAGUGAGGGAAGUCUACUGCCUUCAAGCUCUGCUUAUGGUCUAACUGGAAGCAAUUGGCUAGCUGCUGUUGAAAGGAGGGGGCUAAUCUGAUCAGUCUAGCAGGGCUCAUUUGAUGUUAUUAUGAUGAUCUCCUGUGUAAAAUUUUAGCACACUUGAGAAUGAUACUGUGUGUAGAUAAGUGAAUUUUAGGGGAUGCGGCUUGCAAACUCUCUCCCAUGCUUUGAUCCCACUAGGCAGUGAUUCCCAUGACUCAUAAAGCCUGUUAAUUUGCAUGUUACCAUGGUUUCUUUUGCAUGUCACUUCUACAGUAGCUAAUCUUCUAGGAGUUGACAAGCCGCGUCUCCUGAUGUUGGGGGAGCAGGACCAUUCUCGAGUGUAGCCUGCAGUGGGGCAGUUAGGUAAUUUUAGACUCUUACUCCGCCGCCACCCCAGCCUUUAGAUGGUGGUGUGGUUUCCUGCACUUCCUUUCAAUGUGAUAAACUGCCCCUGCUGAGUUUGAGAACCUUCCUGUUCAUUCUGCUGAGUGGGAGCCCUGGACAUCUGCUCAUAAAUCCUGCCAUAGUGACACCCAUGGCACCUUGCCAGAUAUUCCUGGGUUAAAUGCUUGUGUGGAACACAUUUUAUUUAAGAGAGCAACUCUGUCAUAAGUUGAAGGGUCCAAGACCAAUCCAAGACUUCUCAUGUGUUCCCAUUUUCUCAGAUGCUCCUGAACAGCAUCCUUGCUCAACUUCUUCACAAAGAACCACAGUGGCUAAUGAAAAACAAGCGUUAAGAAGAUUCAGUAUCCUUGUAAACUAUAGAAAAAGGAUGGGGAACUUCAUGCCAAGAGCCCAAACACAGUGCUCCAGACCUUUGGGACUCUCCCUGGGCCACUACACUGAUUCAGUGUAAUGCUUUUUGGACCUCUUGAGCCCCAUAAUUUGCAUGCUGCAGAGCUCCAGUGUGCAAUUUCAUUUCCCAUACUUGUUAUGUAGCAAUAAAGGACAGUUGUGUUUGAACGGCCUGCCCCCUCCUGAUUUGUUUUCCUGCUACCCCAACACAUCACUUUCCUUGAAUGGUUCUGCUUGACUCAAAUGUGUUCUGCCUUCCUCUGAUAAUACUUCUUACUUGCCUGGAUGGAGGUUACAGAAGAGUACAGGAAAAUGUAUAGGAAAAUGUCAGGAAAUCAGGAAAACGUCAAUAACUAUUUAUUUGCGAGCAACAGGUCAAUAAAUCAGCAUAGCAGCUAGGACUUGCUACAUACAUUACUAAGGUUCUGACUAGUUGUCACUGAACUAUGGAAGGAACCACACCCAAGGAAGGCAGUUUCUAUUACAGACCAGGCCUGUUUCUUAAAGAGACAGGAUACGCUCAACAUACACCCGUCACUAACCAUCUCGAGUUCUCCUCAGAGCUAUAGUUUAUGAAGAGCCAAUUUCUCUCUUCCGCAAUUCUAGGACUUUUAUCUGUGAAGCCAUAGAACAGGGGUGGACAAUCUGAGUUCUCCAGCAUGAGCAGUGGUCAGGAAUGAUGAGAGUUUACUCCAAGAUCUGCCAAUCUGCUGUUGGGUUAAGUUCAAGGAUUUCCUACUAAUAAAGUUCUAUACACCUCAGGGCCAGGCAUAUAAUUGUGGUUAUUGUUCUGCAGGAGGGUUUCUGCUUGAAGCCCCUAUAUUAUCACAAGCCUGUUCCACAGCUUCUCAGAGCAGCAUUCUCAAUGUGGCUGCCCCUACAGUGGUGCCUCGCAAGAUGAAAUUAAUCCGUUCCGCGAGUCUCUUCGUCUUGCGGUUUUUUCGUCUUGCGAAGCACGGCUAUUAGCGGCUUAGCGGCUAUUAGUGGCUUAGCGGCUAUUAACGGCUUAGCGGCUUUAAGAAAAAGGAAACAAACUCGCAAGAACUCGCAAGACGUUUCGUCUUGCGAAGCAAGCCCAUAGGGAAAUUCGUCUUGCGGAACGACUCAAAAAACGGAAAACUCUUUCGUCUAGCGAGGUUUUCGUCUUGCGAGGCAUUCGUCUUGCGGGGCACCACUGUAUUUUGUAGAACACCAUCCCAGUUGAGAAUGAGAUGACAGACACCCACUGUUUGUAGUUUCUGGAAACAAUUUCGUUUUGACAAGUUUUUCCAACUGGAUGGGAUGAAAAAGAUUAGGUCUCUGGCCUUGCAUCCUUUAUAUGUAUUAUUUUAAAACCAAUCUUCAUAUUUUUUGGGUAUUGUUUUCAGACCUAUUUUGGUUGUUUCUAUUGUAUAAUUAUAACUCGCCUUUAGAUUUAUAUGAAUGCUGAGACAUAAAUUAAUAAACUAAUAAGAGCAAUUAUCUGGAGGGCCAGAAGUUCCCUCGCCAGUGCUACAGAACACUAGAUAACUAGAAAAGGCUGUGUGCCACAGGGUUUCAUAGUGAGAUCUCAGGUGACAAUAGCUGUAUAGCAAUAGAAGAACCUGCUUAUUGAGAGAGAAUAAAGUACAUGCUGUUUAUGAAUGAGGGUGUGUUCUCCACAGGCAAUUGGCAGACACCUGCUCUCCCCUCUCCGACUCGCUGCCAGGAAACAGCACGGCUGCUGUGGUCGUGCUUUGGAUGAUCACAGAAAACAUGAAAACUCCACGCUGUCGCUACACUCGUCUGGUAUGUACUGCAGUCCUUGCUUCUUGGGUUGGGAUAGGGAAGGACAGAGGAGGGAGUUGCCCCAAGGGGCAGGGCAAGAACGAAUGGGUGCAAACUGCAGGGCAUAAAGUUCAUUUCAACUAAACGUUAGCAGAAGCUUCCUAGUGGUAAAAGCUAACAGUUGAGAAGACUGCCUCAGGAGGUGGUCUCCUACCAUGGAGGCUGGAUGGUCAAAUUGUAGGGAAGCAAGACAGAUUGAACAAGAGGUUAUAGAAGAGAUGACCUCCAAGAUCCCUUCCAGGUCUAGAACUCUAGGAAGUGAAACUGCAAGCCAUCCUCACUGUACUAUGUCCUCCUCCCCGCAUUUGUGUCUUUCUGAAACCAUCUGGCAUCAUGGGAGCCUGUUAAGAGUUUAGUGCUACUGGGUUCCUAGGUCCAAAAAGGUAUACGUAUAUCCUAAUGGAAAACGGAAACACUGGUCAGUCAACUUCAAAACCAGGCAGCACAGAAAUAUGUUUCUUUUAGUAGACAAUGUGUUACUGAGGAAUUUAAAUUCCCUCCCUCCUUUCUUUUGGUGCAGAGCAUCAAUCUUCUAUUUCAGAUGUUUGGGCUGAGAAUGCCAUUGUUUAUGCGGUCAAGAUAGUGCAACCAGACAAUCCAGGCAGAAUCAUUCCAUACCAUUUGUGCAAAGGGGAUUUAAUUGAUUAGGAGAUUAAUUUGAUGAAAAAGCAUCAUGUUUGGUGGAGGUUGCCAUCACCUUGAUUUUGCCUUCAACCUCAAGUUUUGCUUUUAAGCUCAGCUCCUCGGACUAUUUGGUAGACAGUUUUUAAUAUUCACGUCCUUGAAGUGACAUAAGCAAAUAUAUAUUCAGAUGGGUGGCAAGCCCAAGAGAAAGGAAGGUAGCAAGAAUGUAGGAUUUCUACAGAAGUGGGUGGUAUAUUUCCGCAACUAGGUUGGUGCUGCAGAUAAGGGAAAGUAUGUGUAAUUGAGGAAGCACAAGGGAAAGUUAUAUUGAUAAAAGUGAAGCAGAGGACAAAGAGCAGUGCUGAUACUGGGCUUUGUGGUUUUUGCCCAAUGCAUUGCAUUUUCAUACUGAGAUGGGUAUGUUAUUAUAUGCUGUUAUUAUUUGGCCCAGAAAGGGUAUCUACAAACAUAUCCCACCAUUAUCUUCCUACACCCUCAUCUUCAGUCUGAGUGAGGGCAAUAGAAGCAAAUAGGGAUAACUUACCCGAUAAUCUUCAGAUUGAUUUUAAAAGCAUACAGUUUUUGCUUCUGUGCAGAUGAGAUACGAUAGCAUAUACACAUGCUAAUAGGAUUUUGAGGCCUCUCUACAUGUGUUUCUAGGACAGUAGCUCGAGUACACAGAUGUUGUGCAGGAUCAUUGUACUUUUAUGAUCUACACACAGAAUUUAUUUCCUGGACAUUAGUACAGUAUUGGCUAUGUAGGACCUUGAUAAUGUGCGGCAGCCCUCAGGCGAACCACUUGGUACUAAAGCUGGGAAGAAGGCUCACCCCUCCUGAAUAGGGAUAGAAAGAUCUGUCAGUUUUGAUUCUAAUUUUUUCAAUCUUACAUUUCUCUGAAUUUUUCAGCAGUUUGAGUUUUUUUUCUUUUUAAUCCUCACCCUAAUUCAGCAGCAUUUUAAUGUGAAUUUAUUAUUAUUUAUUAAAUGCAGUUUUUACUAAUGUACACAUUUCUGUAAGCAACUUUCCUUAAUAAAAUGCAUUGUUACAUGUGAUUUUAACUAUUAUCUUCAUUUUUAUUUUGCACACUUUCCCUUAAUAUAAGCAUUUUGGUAAACAUUAUUUGGUUGGCGUACUGCAUUGCAAAAUUCCGAAGGAUGAUUUUGCUUCAGGUUGCAUAUUGUUUUGGAAAGUACAAAUUUCAUAAAUUCAGCUUUAAAUGUGUACUGAAUCUAGUUUCUUCUCUUGCAAUUGCAAUAUUUUAUGUCGGAGGAGGGGGAAUUGCACAGCAAAGAGCAAACUGUCAUUUUACUAUGGUGUAUUUUCAUUAACAGAGUCAAGACUCCACAUUUACAUAGUUGACAAUUGCAGGGUAGCUCUAAGACAUUCCUGAGUUGCUUUCUGACCUGCCGUAAAGAUGCACUAAUAGAGCUUUGAAUCAAGAAUGGAGAACUUGUAGCCCUCCAGAUGUUGUUGGACUGCAAUUCUCAUUAUCUCUGGCCAUGCUGUCUGAAAGGAGCUGGAGUCCAACAACAUCUGGACCGCUAAGGCUUUAAAUGAAUCACAGAAGACAAUCAAUCUACCCUUUUUCUAGUCUCACCCUCUGAAACAAAGGAUGAAGGGGAGGAGUGGGCUCAGGAUGGUUCAUUAAACUGAUGUUCCUGAGAUUAAAAUAUUGCUUUAUUGUGGCCUACAUACUGCUGUGCUAUUAAUUAUAAGACUAAGCUUUUAGCAGUCCCAUGAGACUAGAGGGAAGGAUAGACUGAUUGCCUUCUGCAAUUCACUUUGCUUUACCUUUUUGCCUUUAUAGUUCUCUCUGAGGAGUAUCCUUCUAGGGACGCAACAGACUGCAUACUGGGGAAGAUUCUGCAACUUAGUUGGUGCCUUAUUCAUUUCCCAUUUAACAGUGUGUGUCCUUUUAUCAGCCCAACCUGCUGGAAGAAGCCCUGUCUUCAGAACCUGAAGAGUCUACUGAACCAGAGAACCCAGUCUGGACAAGCACAGAAUUUCAUGAGCCUGUGCUAAAUGGGCAAAGCAACAUCCUGCACUUAGAAGAAAUCCAGAAGGUGAGCACCCUUCAUACUGUGACUCAGCAAUUUUCUUUAAUGAGUGCUGCUAUCACAGUGACUCCCCUGGGUGAGCCCUUUGCCCUUAAACAUCGCUUCCACACAUUGUCCUUAGCUAAGGCACACAUUAUGGAGUAUUGCUGACCUCUGUUAACUGGGAAAGCAAGCUUUUGGCAGGAAGGUCUGCUGAAGCCGUAUCUCUACAAGGGCCACGAGACCCUUGGCCCAUUUACAAGGAACAAGUGCAAAGAAGUGAAAUUCUCCAGGACAGUCUCAAAAAAGUAAUAUCCACAGGCUUAAUAUUCACUUAUGUGAAUGCAAAGAUUGUAGAUGGGGCCAAUAACUUAGGGCAGUGGUUCCCAAUUAGUUAAGGACUGUGGGCCCCCUGUUUUUCAAAAGCCAAGCCAUGGACCCACUACUUUUGAAAAUGUCUUUUAUGUGAUUGGUGCCAACAUAUGCUCCAACUUGUCCCAACACAAAACUGGGAUGUGCAUCUUCUGGGCAGCACUCCUGUGUGAGUUACAUGACCCGUGUGAGAGCAUGGGUCCCCAAAAUGAGAUGUCCUGGACAGUUGAUGGGUAUGUGCCAUGGCCCUGCUUGGUGGGUUAUGUGGACCCCCUGGGGUUCGUAGACCACCAGUUGGAAACCACUAACUUAGGGUGUAUGACCUGUGACCAGAACUACUAAGCAGAAGAUAUACUGAUGAGCUAGUGCAGGUGUGGUAAACCUUUAGCCCUCCAGAUGCUGCUAAACUACAACUCCCAUUAUCUUCCACCAUUGGGCCUGAUUGGUGGGUCUGAUGGGAGUUGUAGUACAGCAACAUUUGGAGGGCCAAAGGUUUCCCACAGAUCUACUGGAAUAACUUAAGAUACAUUCCUAUGUUGUAUAGGUUUAAAGCAAGGAUGUGAACUUUGUGGAUGUCCAGAGGUUGACGGACUCCCAUUCACCCCAGCCAGUAUGGCCAGUCGGUAGGGAUGAUGAGACAUGCAGUCCAAUAACAUAUUAAAGGCCUCAGGGUAGAUGGAGGUAAGGAAAGAAGUGACCUUGUGCAUGUGAUACCUUUUAGCUUGCACCACACCUCCCUCUACGAGUGACUGGACACCCAUGGAACCUCAUCUACUAUACAGCAAGGGAUGGAUUUAGCCUGAAGACUAUGUACCGAAGCAUGAGUGAUUUAGCCUCUCCAGUGUUGUUGAUUAUCAGAGACACUGAAGGCCAGGUAAGCAUAACUAGCUUUGAAACAGGCCAGACUUAUCAAGUCUAGCAGAGGGGGGCUGACUGGUUGGGUUCAGUUCACUGCCUACUCUAAAUGGCCUUCCUGCUACUUGCAAGUUACAACACAUCUCUCUUGCAUCCUUUUCAGAUAUUUGGAGCCUUUUCUUCUACAGCCAUCCAUGUCAGUAGCUGCUUCUACGGCAAUGGAGAAACAUUUCUCUUUUCCUUCACCCCACAACUUAAGGUGAUUGAAGGGAUAUCAUCCCCCAAGUAUGAAAGUUAUCGGUGUGUGUUAACAGUAUCUGGAGUUAUUACCAAUUAUACAAAUGUUGCCUGUCACUGAUUUGCCACAGGCUUAAAGUGGUAUACCUACAAAGUUUCCAGUAUGCACCAUUUGGCAAUUGGUCUAGUACAGGGAUGUCCAACCAGUAGAUCGUGAUCUACCGGUAGAUCCCCGGCUGAUCCUGGUAGAUCGCGGGAUCCUUAUCAUGUACAAAAUGUUACAGGGAGGACUUCCGGGGUGGCGCCUCCGGAAAAUGGCGGAAUUCCCUUCGGACUGAAGGGAACCCGCUGCACGGAGGCUUGGGUCCUGCCGCUACGGCGCAGCGGGGACCCGCAAAAACCACAGGCGGAAGAAGCCUGUGGACGUGGGACUCGGCGGGCACCGAGGCGCUCUCUCCCCUGGUCCCGGAGCCCGGUAACGGGCUCCGGAGUGGGAGGUGCGUGGUGCUGUGAGUCGUCUGCUUCCUCCGUGCAGCAAAGCCGCACUGCCGUUAUCGGAGAGCGCUGCCUUUUCCUGGACAAUUUGGCAUCUAAAACAUCUAUCCGUGAGUACCUGAUCUUAGAAGAGCUGAACCACUUUUAAGACUGGUGAAUAAACAAAUAAUAUUGGACUUGAAAUUGAACUUAAUUGGGACUCGGAAUGGGAAGGUCUAAACAGGAAGUCGCCUUCCGUUCUUUUGUUGUGUGAAGAAAGCAAAGACAAAAUAUACUAAAGCCUGAAAAUUAAAUUUUAAGAGAACUAGAAUUCAACAUCUAAGAUUUCUGAACCCCCCCUUUGACAGCAGGAGAAAAAGGGGUUGUAUUUGGACCUUUCAAUCCUGCGGAAGUGAGUUUAAAAUAAAGCAAUUUUCCACCGCCCUGAACCAGGAGCGGGCUGUCAGAAUUGACGUUCUGAAGUUUAUCCAGCUCGACAGUUAGUUAAAAGAAGGGUAACAUUUUGAUUCUACUGUUGCCUCUUGAAUUUGGAAGGGGAAUUUUGGAUAAAGUGUUUCUGGAAAAAGUAAGUUUUUUGCCGUUGCUUUUAUUCCUUUAAAAAAAAAAAAUUUCCAUCUAGUGGAAUUUAGUGAAAUUGCAACGCAGAGAGAUUAAAAGAGAAGGACUAUUGGACUAUUCUCGUGGGAAAGAAUUUUCUUUGACCUUGAAGGACAAUGCUAGUACAAAGGCUUGAACAAUUGUUCCUGGAAGGUUUUUCAAAACUAAGUGCCCAGCUGGACCAGAUGCGUCAGGAGACGACCUUGAGGAUGGAAGUUACCAGAGCACAGCAGCAAACAAAUGAAAUUCAGUUAAAGGCUAUACAAGCAUAUGAACCUGCUGUAGUGACGGAGGCUUCAGAGAUGGAGGGACCUUUGGACGGGCAAGAUCAGUCUUUGAACUUGAUAAAUGAACUUAGGACAAACCAGAUUCGGAAAGAUGAAAUGUGGUCAGAUUUGGAAAUGGGGGAUGGAUCGACCCCCCUCCAUAUGGUUAUUUGGACCUUCCGAGUCUGGUGAUGGGCUAUCAGAGGAUUGGAGUAGCCGAAGUCUCCAAGCUUUGUGGAAAUUCGAAGUGGUAUUAUUUGCUGUCUGGCUUGGGCAAUGGGUUUGGGAUGGACUUGCUGCAAAGGGUCAAAAGCAUUUUCUUGCUGGAGCAUCCACGACUGGAAAGGAAUCAUCAACAAGAGUGGCGAAAGGGGCAAGAAAGAGACUUGAGGGCCUCGGAUACGAGACAACCAGGUUAAGGGAGGUUAAAAGGACUGACAAUCCCGGGUCCAGGGGAGGGGAGGUUGGAAGCUGACUGGACUGAAUUCGACUUAUUAAUUUUUCUUUUUUAUUUUUCAAUAUUGGGAAUGCUUACAAAUGUUUGAAGGAUGUUGAAUGAAAUUACAUGGCUUAAGUAAGGAUUGGUAAAUGAUUCGUAAAAGGUAAUGAUGCAAGAAUUUGUUAAAUAUUGAAUAUAAGCUAUGAGUUUUAAAGUUUUUAUAUGACAAGAGGGAAAAUAGAAUAAGGAAACGUAAUGACAGAUUGUUAUGAAAAAACAGAAAGGAUUUGCUGUAAAAAUUAAAAAUUAAGAAACAAAAGAGGGGAGGAGGAGGAAGUCUAGAAAGGAAGUCAAUAGAGAUUGUAAAGGACUUUAUAUUUUUGUUUUUCUGUUUCUCUUUUUUUUCUUUCUUUGCGGCUGGGUUUUCUUUUCUUUUUUGUUUAUGCACUAUUUUUGUUUUUUGUAUCCUAAAAUUUUUUUUUUUUUGGAAAUUUUUGUUGUUAUUUUUUGAAAAUUCAAUAAAUAUCAAUUAUAAAAAAAACAAAAUGUUACAGGGAAAAAGCUGAAAAACUCUGUGCAACAGCUCUAGGCAAUCCACCCACCCCACGCUCCUCCCCCCUCCAAUGACAAUGGGUCACUGACAAUAAAAUAAUGACAAUAAAAUCACUGCCAGUUUUUUUUAUACUGGGAGUAGAUCAGUCUCUUGGGAGCUGGACAUGCCUGGUCUAAUAAAUCAGCCUUCCCCCAUCCUUCUUUUUAUCCUGGCCUUUGAUACCCGAGAUAGACAUUUAUAGGACCAACCCUAUUCUUACUAUAAAUGGUUUUACUUGCAAAGGGGAAAUGCUUGUUUAAAGUUAACCGAGAUCUGAAAUGGGGCAUUAACAGUCAGGGUGCUGCUUCAAUUGUUUUACACACACACACACACACACACACACACACACACAAAAUUCAGUUAUAAUGAAACAUGGAAGGUCAACACAAAAGAUGCUGGACUGCAAGCAACCAUUUGACAAUACUGUGUGGAUUCUCCAAUAUAUAGAGAGGCAGAGUGUGUAUGAAAAGAUGACUGUUCCAGAAACAAGGGUGAGUGUGGAAGAAGUCACAAUUAAAACACAUGGUAGGAAGUGGUAAGCGACCCCUACCAAUAAAUACUUGGCAGCAAAUUCUACUGAACUCAAUGAGACUUACACCAGAGUCAAUAUGCAGACAAUUGCCCUGAUAGGGAGCUUGUGUAUUACAUUGCAAUUCUGGCUCUGAGUCAAACUUCACAAGAAGUCUGCAAGAGUUUAAGGGGUGGGGUGCUGACACAACAUUCAAAAUGCUGCCAACUGAACCAGAAUAUAAAGGUUUUAAGUAGGCAUUGGAAAACAAAACGAUUGUUUUCUCUAGUUGUACAGCUGUGUCUUUUAUUCCCAAGAUGCUUCAUUAUUUUUUUCUCCUUACUCUCCAGGUAUUUAAGUGGACAGGUAAAAACACCUUCUUCAUGAAAGGAGAUGCAGACUCCCUAGCAAUUGGUGGAGGCAGGUAUGUGACUGUGAAAGAUGUUAGUGGGGGGAAAUGGUUUUGUUGUGAAGAGAAGGGGUGCUGCAAUGCAGUCCCAAUCAGAUUAUUAACUUUUGAGGAUGGUCUCGCUGUCAGCAGCCCUUUCUGGAGUCUGGGUCCCUCCGCUACUGAAUCAGUGGUAUGAGUAAAACAAAUGACAUCACAGUUCAUCUACAACAGGUUAUUCCUCAGAAUGUGAGUCAUGAUGAAAAGUAUUUUUACUUUUUUCUCUUUUAAAUUUACCACUAUCCACCCCUCACUUAUUUCUAGGUUUCAUGACAUCAAACUGAAGAUUACUCUCUCCUGUACUUCUUCAGUCAUUAUGAUUUGAGAUACCGGCUACAAAAAGCCCAAUGGUAUUUUUGUGUGUGCCCUUUGAGUGGACAUAGCUGUCUAGCUUUAUUUAGUACACAUUAUCAUCUUGCUCUGCGUCAAGAUCUUCCAAGUUACUGUGGACUCUUUUGUAUACAUGUUGGAAAAAGAUGGUUAAUCAUUGCAGUGGAAAACCAGUUUGGCUGUAUAUAGUUUCAAAGCAUCUAAAUGUAUAAAUAGAAACUGCAGCAAAAUGGUGAGCUCAUUGUAAACCCUUUCAGAGCAGGGGAAAUAAUUUGAGUAGAAAGGAAGCAAUGAGCCCUCUAAUCUGGCUCUCACUACAAUCCUUCUUCAAUCAGCCCAGGCAGCCGUGUCAGAGACUGAGUAGCCAAAAUUGGCUGGAAUGGAGUUUUGAAAUAGAAUUUCUGCUGGUGGGGGAGCAAUUAUGGGACUUGGUCCAGCCCCCACAGUCUGCAGCUGGGAAGGCUAAGGCAGAGACGGCUGCAGUUCAAGAUGAAUUGGAGCAGCGUGUGCUCGGACUUUUGGCUGGAAAUGUGGAAGCUUAUCUAGUGCCUUUCUGGCACCCUGUACAAUUGGCACUAGAGAAAGCAGGUAUACGUGAGAUACUUACAGAACUGUUGACUCAAAUGAGCCAAACCACACUGUAUUUCUUAUGGAUCAGAAGCUUCUUGUGUUCCUCAUUCUGCAGAAAGUUAAUCCCAUGUUUUGCCUUUCCCCUUAUUUGCAGCGGCAAAUUUGGAUUGUGGCUAGAUGGAGACCUGAACCAUGGAGGAAGUCAGCCCUGUGAGACAUUCAACAAUGAGACAUUAUCUCCCAAAGAGGAAUUCCUCAUCCGAGACCUGGAAGUUUGGGCACUUUCCUAA
Messenger RNA from Podarcis lilfordi (Lilford's wall lizard), 16098 nucleotides. The record is from the annotation of a GenBank genome assembly. Lineage: Eukaryota; Metazoa; Chordata; Lepidosauria; Squamata; Lacertidae.